AUACGGGAUAACCUUAGAUUUUUAGCAAAUUGCCUUCUUUCCUUGAUACCCCAAGGCCCACCAACGUUUUUGUGGGUAACCGGGUAAUUAUUCUAACUAGGGGUAUCAUAACACCGGUACUCGUAUUAUCGUGCCUCGCCGCCGAUCACUCCCACUCACUUCUACCCGCACCUAGGACCGGUGCCUGAAAACGGGUUAAGGGACCCUUCAAGCAAGAUGUUGUUAGGGUGUUGGGUGGAUUAAUGAUAGCCAUUCGACGGAUCAUCUCUCUACAUAACUAGAGACGAUCCGGCGCCGGAUCGGAAAGCGGCUUUCCGCAUCUUGGUCCAUGUUGGCCAUAGACAAGAUACCAGAAUCGGGUUUACCCCGUUAUCGGCGGCAAAAUCGCGGCGGGAAAAAAGUGCGCUUUGCACGUUGAUAGUGCUUGUAUAAUAUGCCAUUGUUAUCACACGCCCAGACCUUCCGCCCAAUUGCGAGCUUGGCCGUUUCUGCGCGGAAGUACCGUACCCUGCCAGCACAAGCACGAGCACUCGUACUCGAGUACACUGCAGCAGGUAUGUCUCUGGGGGGCAUUCCAUUUCCCGCGGCGUAAGGUGCCGUAAUUGUAAUAAGGCCAGCACGAUACUGGUCGGUAGAUAGGUGGUGUUGUAUGCGUGUCUUCCUGGAUAUUUUCUGCCCCUUUCCCAAGGCUUGCAUAGGAAGCAAGCUGGGUAAAGUUCCAGGAGAGCUGCAUGCCUUUCUAUUUUUCUUAGUCCUUUUUCCAUCGCGGUGAGGAGCAAUACCCACCGCACAGGACACAGGGCAAGAACUUCCGCCCAAAAUGAGAGGUGAGUUGUUCAUGAUUGCAUACAGUGGGACGUUAGUCACAGCACAUCGCAUGGCGGGCAAGUUUUUUUUUUUUUUAUAAACCCUCUCUCCCUAUUUUUCUGCUGCAGUGCAGCCUGCAGGGCCUGCAGGGCCUGCCAAUGAGAUCCUCGGGAUCUCGAAAACUGCCGAAAAAGCGAGCUUGGGUUCGCCCUGAACAAGCAAGCGAAUGCGGAUAAACGAGUGGGAUGUUCGAUGGGGGUGCAGUGAGGUAAACCUUUUUCAACAUUGUGGGGAGGAGCGAGUUUCGGAGACAGCACUUGGAGGUGGUUCCUGGUCAGGGAGCCGCUGUGGUGGCUGACCUAACCCUUUUCCUUCACUACCGCACCGCAGAGCUGCGGUUCUUCCGGAGUCGAGCCGGCUGAUGCUCCCCGGUUAGUCCAGCUUUAGUUCACAGCAUCCCAGCUCAGCGUUGUGUGCUCGGAGCUCUCCCUCGUCUCACAAGGCGCGUCAAGAUUUUUUCCUCUUCCCUUUUUUGGGCUUUCUCGUCUCGUCUUUUUUCUUCUUUUCCCCUACAGUCGAAUUCGCCCUUCCUCCGCAGGUAUCAUAUUGUUACUUGAUAUCCUUUUUCUUUUUUCUGCUAUCCGACCCGCUGGGAGGAAAGUCUGGAAAGAGGGGGCAAAAACAAAAGAGGGAACAAUAGAGGAAUAAAGAAAAGAAGAAAAAAAAGAGGGGAGCCUUUUGGCCCAGGAGCUCGUGUUUGCUUGCAGAGACAAGAAGCCCUUUUCCAGGAAUUUUUUCUCACCUCGGAGGCGUUUUUUCUUUCCUUCCCUUCUUCCUUGCUUUCUAUUUCCUCCUCAGAGGCACAUUAUCAUUUCCUUUCCUGGACCUCUCUCCUACUCCUCACUGCCGUCUUGAAUGGUGCGUGAACGAGAUAGAUGAUAGACGGAGAGUGAAUUGGGGCUUGUUCUCGGGGGCUUAACAUUAACCACUCUGCCCUUCUUGAGAGGCUUAGCAGUUUGCAUCCCGCUUUCCUCGACCUUUCCCCUAUCUCGUGCCAUACUCCAGUACCUUCCUAUCGUCUGCGUCGGGUAAACCGCAGUAACAAAGAGCAGCCUUACCGCUCCUCCGUUGUCGAAAUAGAUUGUCCUGCGUCAUUCUCUCUGAUACCGCCACCACUGGCAGGUUUGCCCCAUACAAUCUCAUAACGCCGUCCAGAGCUAGGGCUCCAUACAAGUAGUCACGAGGAAGAGAAUAGAAGGGAAAAAGCGAGAGGUUCAAGGGGAGGAGGUCUGGAGCUCUUCACAGCCUCUACCUUCCCUCUCUGCUCCUUCCUUCCUUCUCUCACCCCCCUUGCCCCAUCCCCUUCCUCAUCGAUCGAGUAUGGGGAACCAUACGAAUGUUGUCUCCCUGGGUGACGUCUAUCGUCCUGGUGCUUCGUUAGCACAGGAUGUUGUGUUCUACACUCACUAUGCCUACCCGGUGUCUCUCUUUUUCUUUUUUCUGGUUGCACUCACUUGGUGGGGGAUCUCGACCUCUGAAUCUUCGAAACCUACUCCACCGCCUGUUACUGGUAUCUACGAGAACGGGGAAAGAAAGAAAAAACGCCGGAGCUCGGGCCGAACCAACGGUGGCUUUUUCGGGAGGAUAGCAGAACGAUUUCCCGGAGGCGCAAAACCUAGAGGAAAGAAGGUAGCUGAUGACAAACUAACUCCGCUAAGAAAGGCUGUGUUCAAUUGGUUAUUGGUCGGUGUAAUUUUCACCUUAGUCGCGAACUCAACAAACGUCAUUUUACAUGCUUUGACCAAGAAGGGUUGGUGGUGUGGAAAGGAUUAUGUGGUGAGCAAAAUGUACCUUGAAUAUGCACUUUGGUCAUAGGUCGCUAACGUGCCCGGCUUCCAUCUAGAUCUGCACUGUCUCGCUGCUCUUCAUAUAUGCAAUAAUCCUUAUCUCACAACUCGACAACAACCUUUACCCCACACUCCCCCACCUUGCCUCAUGGUUUUUUGGUUUGGUUGGUGAGGUUGUUCUCUUGGUAGCGAACGUCUUCGCUUAUGGAGAGAGGCAUGGGCCGUUGAUUGGUGGGAGUGGUGUAAGUGUGGGAGCUACUAAAAAUCGCCUUUCACUGCACAAUUGGGAUAUUGUAGACUUAUCUAUCGAUGCUCUUCGGAUUGUCUUCCUCGUGCUGUUGGCCGGGCUAUACGUUUGCCUCAUCAUACUCUCGAAGCAGGAAUCUGACGAUAGUGACUCGGAGGAAAGUAGUUCGCUUUUGGCCUCCUCUUCCUCAUCUACGGUCGAUGGUGUGCCAGAUUAUGGCUCUGUCCCUGCACAUGCCCCGGCUGGAUGGGGUAGAAGGGCUGUUGUUGGGAAGCAAAGCUGGUGGGAAUAUGUCCAGGGAUACACCAUCUUUUUCCCAUACCUCUGGCCAAGUAAGGAUAGAAGGCUGCAGUUCCUGAUGAUAAUUUGUUUCAUACUCAUGGUGCUCCAACGUGGUAUAAACGUGAUGGUGCCAAUACAACUUGGGAAGAUUACAAAUAUCCUCGGCGGGUCAAACGGAGAACUGCGUAAUAUUAUCCUUGCCUUUAUGAUUUCAUGCCGUGGCUUGUAUGCUUCAGAAGGACUGACCUAUCUAAUUUCAGCACGCCUCCCAUACUUCCAAAUACUUCUAUACAUUGUCUACAGAUUCCUCCAAGGCAACAUGGGUAUUCUUGGCGCUACCCGUAGCAUGUUGUGGAUACCAAUUGGCCAGUAUUCGUACCAAGCCUUGUCAACCUCAGCGUUUGAACAUGUUCACUCCCUGUCACUCGACUUCCAUCUUGGCAAAAAGACUGGCGAGGUUUUGAGCGCCCUCAGCAAGGGCAAUGCUAUCAAUACUUUCCUUGAACAAGUCACAUUCCAAGUCGUUCCCAUGUUGUUUGAUUUGCUAGUUGCGAUUAUUUACUUCCUUGUCUCCUUUGAUGCGUGAGUUUCGAGCAUUUCCAUGCAUUAAGUUACAACGCCUUCUAACUCUGUGGUAUCUAGGUAUUACGCACUUAUUGUGGCUAUCGUCACCCUGUGUUAUUUGUACAUCACGGUGAGGAUGGCCCAAUGGCGUGCAGAUAUUCGUAGGGAGAUGGUCAACAGGUCCCGCGACGAGGAUGCGGUCAAGAACGAUUCCAUGGUUGCCUAUGAAACUGUGAAGUACUUUAAUGCUGAGGGUUACGAAUUUGGCAGGUAUAGAGAUGCUGUAAGGGCCUAUCAGAAGGCAGAGUACAAAGUUCUCUUUAGUUUGAACGUGAUGAAUGUCACUCAAAAUCUGGUCUUCACCAUCGGGCUUGUUGUGGCUUGUUUCCUGAGUGCAUGGCAAGUUUCAGCCGGUGAAGCAUCGGUUGGAAGUUUCGUCUCCUUACUGGCAUAUCUUGCGCAGUUACAGGUUAGCAGCUUGCCAAACUUAUCUCAUGAUGCGCUAAUCGAACAACCUAGGGCCCCUUGAACUUCUUUGGGACAUUCUAUCGAAGCAUUCAGAGUUCCAUGAUCAACUCCGAGCGUAUGCUUGAAUUGGUGAGAAGUCUUUGCCCAGCCUCAUCUAUUUAUACUAAUGCAAAUAUUUCUUGAUCUGCAGUUCAAGGAGCAGCCUACCGUCGUUGAUGCGCCACACGCCGAGAAGCUGACUAAAUGCGAAGGCGAAAUUGCCUUCAAGGAUGUGCAUUUCUCUUAUGAUGCUCGGAAACCGGCUCUGCGUGGACUUGACUUUGUGGCUAAACCGGGAACUACCACCGCAUUCGUUGGUGAGAGCGGUGGCGGCAAGACAACGGUUUUAAGGCUUCUCUUCAGAUUUUAUAACGUCGAGGAGGGUAGGAUAGAGGUUGACGGGAAGGAUGUACGGGACAUUACGAUCGACUCGUUGAGAUCUCAUAUUGGUGUUGUCCCCCAGGAUACGGUGCUUUUCAAUGAGAGCGUAAUGUGAGUUAUCCUCAUCCUGGAGAUCACGAGAAUGACAAUGGGGGGAUAUGCUAAUUGAUUGGAAGGUACAACUUGAAAUAUGCCAACCCAAACGCAACAAAUGAAAUGGUCUACGAGGCCUGUAGAGCGGCCAGUAUCCAUGACAAAAUUGAGAGCUUCCCUGAUGGCUAUCACACUAAGGUUGGCGAACGAGGACUGAGGCUUUCUGGGGGGGAAAAACAGAGGGUGAGAAUUACAACCUAGCGACCCUUAACAGCAUACUAAUAAAGUGGGGUCCAGGUCGCGAUUGCACGAACGAUCUUAAAAAACCCCAAAGUCAUCCUUCUUGACGAAGCCACUGCUGCAUUAGAUUCUGAAACAGAGCAGCAUAUUCAGGCUGCACUUAGGGAGCUUGCUAAAGGCCGAACCACCCUUGUUAUCGCGUAAGUAGAUUCCUUCGUGUUGGCUGUGCUGUUGGUUCCGCGGCUGGGGUUAGCUACUGCCUAUACCCCGUAUGGGAGAUCCCCGGUUCUGUCUGCAUCCGUCACUCGUUAAUUGUCUGCUUGCUGCUAUUGGAACAUAACAGCCGGGUAUUCGUCAACACGUAACAGGCUAACUCAAUGUCUUCCAAUCCAAAUUUAUCUAGUCAUCGCCUGUCAACUAUCAUUGCUGCCAACCAAAUUCUCUGCCUCCACGAAGGACAAGUCGUGGAAUCCGGCACGCACGAUGAACUGCUUGCCAAGAAUGGACGCUAUGCAAUGAUGUGGAGAAAGCAAAUCCGGGCAGAGCAGAAGCAAAAGAAAGCGGCGAUGAAGAAGAACGAUGAAUCUGAGUCAUCAACCGAAGACACUGACGAAUCGCUAAUCGAUCUGGCUCCUUCCUAUCCGUCGGGAGUUCCGGGGAAUGACGAUAGCAUGUUAGAGAGCGAGUCCGUCACCCCGGAGAUGAUUGAUACACCCCCCGGCGAGCUGAGCACUAUGCCGGCAAUCGCUAGUGCGCAAAACACUGUCGGCGGAGGCCCCAGCACCAUGGAAACCGAGGUCACUCCCAGGACAGCCGCUGCCGAGAUAGUUGGGGGGGAGGGUUCAGUAUUGGGCCGAGCGGCUAAUCCACCGGCGGGUCUUGGAUCGCUUUCCAGAAAAGGCAAAGGCAAGGAUCGGGAAGGGCUGAGGAGAAGUGGUAGCACACUAUCAACGAGCGCUAGUGGAUCAGGUGGGGAACCACGACUAAUCUCUCAUGGGGGAUGGACCGCUCGAAACCUUAAGAGGGCGUUCAGCCUCAAAAACUCAAUGCUCCAUCGGAAGUCCGCAAGUUUUGGCGGAAGGGGUAGUCCGAGUGGUAGUGAGAGGGGCAGCGAGAGGGGAAGUGAGAGGGGUAUCGACGAUAAAUAGUUGAGACAACGCUACAAGGCGGGGAAAAUAAAAUUGGACCAUGACGAGCGAGAUGGCGAAUAUAACGAUGGGUAUGGGUGCCGGGCCUAAAGCGGAGGAGGAACAAGAGCACGCUCAGAAGCUUAUCCUGUGAUAGAUUUUGUUGUCGUUUGGUUUUCUUUUUUCUAUUUUUUCCUUCUCCCUUUCUCAUCAGCUAACGAAGAAAUGAUUCAGCCAUCUGAAAACGAGUCGGAUGCUUGUACGAGUUUUAUUUAUACUAAAUUUACAUUGCAACGAGGCGAUUGGUGGGUGGGGACGGGGGUAUGGAAAUGGAAAUGGAAGAGGAGCUUAUCACGGCUUGGACCAUUUUUAACGAAAUCAUUGUCCGAUGUCGACUCUUCCCGCUUUUCUUUUCCCCCCCCUUACCCCUCGCUCAGACGUUCUUUUGCCCACAUUAUCUCUCUCCACCAGCCCACCUAAAUAAUCUGGCCAUGUGCCCUCUCUUUUCCUCCAUGUCCAUUAACGAGUUUUCCUUUCUUUUUCUCUCUCCUUCGCACAGUCAUAUUCUGCACUCCCAACGGCGGUGCAGGGGUGUGGGGUCAAAGGUUGUGUCGCGCGCGCGCCGUGACCCGGAGCAGCAUGGUACAGUAAUUAAUCAAUCACGAAGUAAAUACGGGCAAAUAAAUAAAGGUUACCGUCAUGCGCACCAUACUUGUACACGGGAUGAUGCUCGUAAGGAUACGGAAGCGAUCGGAAAGACGAAUGAUGGGAGGCCAUAGACUACCGUAAGCACAAGUCAAGGGUCGGAGGCGGUGGCGGUGGAAGUGCAGAAUAGGGAAAUAAAUGUAUGAUAUU
Tuber aestivum (summer truffle) is the source of this 6950-nucleotide messenger RNA. The record is from the annotation of a GenBank genome assembly. NCBI's taxonomy places the organism in Eukaryota, Fungi, Ascomycota, Pezizomycetes, Pezizales, Tuberaceae.